Molecule: messenger RNA, 279 nt
Organism: Cuscuta campestris
Lineage: Eukaryota; Viridiplantae; Streptophyta; Magnoliopsida; Solanales; Convolvulaceae
Source: the annotation of a GenBank genome assembly
ACGGCGGCGCUGCACCAGUCGGCGAUGAUGGCGGCGAGGCUGGGGAAGGCGACGGCGGCUCCAACUGGACGGCGACGACCGGCUGGGGAAGGCGACUGGCGGCGGCGACUCUGGCUUGCGCUACGCCGGGCAGCGACGAUUGGCUGCGGCGAGGCUGGGGAAGGCGAGCGACGGCGGCUCUGGAGUCUCGGCGACGGCGGCUGGACCUGGCGGACGGUUCCCAUGACAUUGUUCGUAGCUCUGGUGUCAUGUCCGUAAAAUUAAAGGUUCAUAUUCCCU